Cinara cedri is the source of this 240-nucleotide messenger RNA. Lineage: Eukaryota; Metazoa; Arthropoda; Insecta; Hemiptera; Aphididae. The record is from the annotation of a GenBank genome assembly.
AUGGAGUGGUUUGGACAUAUUUGGAGAGCUGAAGAUGAUAUACUAAAAAAGGUCACAACCGCAACAAUAGAGAUUCAGAAGAAACGAAUACUGGGUAGACCGAGAACGAGAUGGAAGGAUGCUGUGAAGAGGGACAUUCAAUUGUUGGAUGUGAAUGCGUCUGUUGAAUUAGCACUCAACAGAGAAAGGUGGAGAGACUUACUUGUGGCAGCUCAGGUCCUUCAAGGACUGUUAAGCUGA